GCGAUCAUUCAUUUGGAAGUGGCAACGUUAAACUGCUCUCACAGUUCUUCGAGGCUUCUCAGUCCUCGGUCGGCUGGAACGGAAAACCAAGCCGAGCUACCGACGGAAACACUGACGGGCAAUACGGAGCAAACUCUGUAAUGCACACCCAGAAGAAGGGACCUCAAUGGUGGAUGGUCGACCUCGGAGGUGCCUUUAAUAUUAACUUAGUGGUUGUUUACAACCGAAUGGACACUGCUCAAGAAGAAAUCAACGGAGCUAAAGUCUACGCAGGAAAGAAAUACUGUGGUAAAAUCAGCUACAUUCGUGACCGCAAUGUUUACACAAUUCCCUGCCAAGGUGCAUCAGCUAGUUUCGUGAAGAUCACAACAGUGAACCAUUACAUCAAUGUAGCAGAAGUACAGGUCUACGGUGGUACUGCGAAGAUCAAGGACUUAAACCUGGUCUCUUACGGGAAACCAGCAAAACAAACCAACAUGGGUUGGGGCGGUGUUGCUCAGAGGGCUGUAGAUGGAAAUGUAGAUGGAAACUAUAAUCGACACAGUUGCUCUCACACCAGGACAAACAAGAACGUUUGGUGGGAAGUGGACUUAGAGCUCACAUACCCAAUCUACAUGAUACUGGUUCACAACCGUAGGGAUUCUGCCCAAAACAGAUCGAUGGUGUUUAUGUUUAUGUUGUAUCAGAAGUAGGAGCUAAGCAGCUCUGCGGCAGAAUCAGCUACAGAAAACAAGUUGGUGUCUAUCCGAUAAGCUGUGGUGGCAAGAAAGGAAACAAGGUCCGUGUUGAGCACAAAUACAAUUACCUGACAUUGGCUGAGGUUCAAGUCUUCGCUAGUGCCAAGGUCACCAUGGAGGGUUACUACGGAUCUGGAAACGUACAGAUUCUAUCCCAAGGAAAGCCCGCUAUGGAAUCCAGCGAAGGUUGGGGAGGCAAUCCCUCCAGAGCUGUAGACGGACUCACUGAUGGCUGGUACAAUGGAAAGUCUGUAUCACAUACGCUCAGUAAAUCUCAACAGAGGAAUGUGAAAACACAGUUCUGGAAGGUAACUCUCGGCAACUCCUACCACAUCAACAUGGUCCUCAUCUACAACAGGAUGGACUGUUGCCAGGAACGUAUAAACGGAGCAGAAGUAUGGGCAGAUAACCACAUCUGUGGAAAGGUCUUCUACGAGGCCAACAAGCAGACCUACUCUGUAUCUUGUAACGGUGUCAAGGCUAGUGAGGUGUCUGUUAAACUGUCCACUGGAAACUACCUGUCUCUCUCUGAAGUUCAAGUAUUCGGUGGGUCUACAUCCAUCAAGGGUCUUGACCUUCUCUCCGAGGGCAAACCAACAAACAUGAAGGGAUAUGCUUACCGCACUGAAGGACAAAAGGCUGUUGACGGCAAAGUUGACGGAAACACCAGACGAACAUCUCCAGCAUCGAGCAAAGGAAACUCACACACAAACAACUGGUGGGAGGUUUACCUACAGGGAACAUACCCCAUCUACCUGGUUCUGGUUCACAACAGGUGGGACAGAAACGCAGAGCAGAUCCACGGAGCCGAGGUUAAGGUGGGAUCCACUUCAUGUGGGACCAUAAAGUACCACAGAGAUGUGAAAGUGUACGCGAUCAACUGUAAGGGAACUAAAGGAAGCACUGUGAGGAUUGAACAGAAUAAGAACAACUUGGUCCUCCCGGAAGUUCAAGUGUACGGUAGAGCUGCUGGUGGUGAUCUAGGAGCCUUCUAUACCGGACAGAGCAAUGGUGCGAACUCCGCUGCGAUUUCGGUCGGAAAGUCGUACCCCAUACCCGGAGGUAUACUCGAGCGGGGAUCUAUCCUGGUCUUCACAGGAGUGAUCAAAGAUAUGACGUCACCUUGGUCCAUCAACUUCCGGUUCAGGGACGACAAGGAGAUGCCGCUACACAUAGCAGGUCGACCUAAGGACUACAAGAUAGUACUGAACUCGGCCACUCCCAAAAAGGACAAAGUGCAUUGGGGCAAGGAAAUUUACUUGCCAUGGGCCGGCUCCUUCGUUGUAGGAGACAGCUUUGUCAUCGUAGUUUCCAUUGAACAGAACUUCUUCCGUUUCAAGAUAAACGGAAGAGAGCAGAGAAUCAGGUUCAAUUUCAGAGGAGGAAGACUCAAUCAAAUCCAUAGAAUCAGUACCAUAAGUUUCGAGGGACCAGAAGGAACCUUCACCAAAAUGACCAGGAGUUGUUUGUUGGCUAACAGAAACUACGCCGGAGCUGAUCUCAAAACCUUCAUUACAAAGAACCACUCUGUUAACGAGUGUAAGACUGCUUGUAUGAAGAAUGCUGAUUGUGUUGCGUUCACAUACCACACUAAGAACGGAAGAUGCUGGAUAAAACGUCCUGGUCACAACCGCAACAGCAAUGGAGCAAACCUCCUAUCCGGACUAAAAUCUUGUUAUCAAGGAUACAACCCGUUGGGUAGUGGAAACUUCAAGUUGCUAUCACAAUCCUACCAUGCUUCCCAGUCAACAACAGGCUAUGGAGGACAGGCAUUGCGUGCAACUGACGGUAAUACUGACCCCCGAUGGGGUGCAAGCACCUCCACCUCCACCCUAAACAAGGGCAAGCAGUGGUGGAGAGUGGAGCUAGGAGGAACCUACCAUAUCAACCUGGUCGUGAUCUACAACCGACUGGACAACUGCUGUCAGACCAGGAUUAACGGAGCCAAGGUCUACGCCGGUACCGAGCUCUGCGGAUUUGUCCGCUGGAUUAAGAACCGUCACGCCUACGUUAUCUCGUGUAAUGGAGCCAAGGCUGACUACGUGCAGGUUAAACACGAGAACGAUUUCCUGACCCUGGCUGAAUUGCAAGUCUUCGGAGGAAGCAGUGGUAUCACGAGUGAUCUCUCUAACGUAGCCCUCGGACGACCAGCUUCUCAGAUAAACGAGGGGUGGGGAGGUAAAGCAGGUAGAGCUGUGGACGGUAACGCUGCAGGGGUAUGGGGUCUAGCAACCUCCUCCCACACUCGCGGCAACAGAAACGUCUGGUGGCAGGUAGAACUGGGUAAAGAUUAUCCAAUCUACAUGGUUCUAGUUCACAACAGACAGGACGCCUGCUGUUGGGACAGACUAGACGGUGCUAAAGUCUACGUUGUUAACGGAGGCAAGAAGCAGCUCUGUGGUACCGUCAGUGCCAAACAAAGCAUAAACCAAUACCCAAUCAACUGUGAGGGCAAGACGGGUAGUGUGGUCAGGAUUGAGAACAAGUGGAACUACUUGACACUGGCUGAGGUUGAGGUGUUUGCUACUGGCGGAGUCUCAAAGCGAGCUGCAGCUACUAACUACGGCUCUUACUAUACUCAAAACACCGGAAAGGGUAUGAGUCUGACAACGCUGACAUCUGGAAGCAGCUACGAUCUGCCAGGAGGCCCACUGAUUGAGGGAACCUUCCUCGUGUUCCAAGGUACCGUUCAGGACCUCAACAAACAGUUUGUCCUCAACUUCUACACUGCACGUGGCGAUAUCGCUCUGCAUUUUAAUGCCCGGCCCAAAGACAAGAUAAUCGUGUUGAACUCUGCAAAGAAGCAGAAGAAAGACUGGAAGUGGGCGGGAGAAGUGAGAAUGCCAUGGCUGAUAUCAAUCUUCCCUGGAGAUACCUUUGUUCUUCUCGUACGAGUUGAGAACAACGGAUUUACAUUCAAGUUGAACGAUCAUCAGUACACACAGCGAAUAAACAACAGGGAGAAAUUCAGGGACAUCACAAGAUUCUCUGUCGGAGGACCCAAGAACACGUGGUCUAAAUUCUACAGGAGUUGCUUGCUUGUGGAUAAGGACUUCUAUGGAGGAGACAUCAGGCACUUCAAGACCAAGAAUAAGAAUAUUGUUGAGUGUAGGAAUGCGUGUAUGGCGGAUAAGGCAUGUUUGGCGUUCUCACUGCAGAAGAACACAGGCAAUUGCUUCCUUAAACACGGUGGACACAAGCCUAUCUCACAAACUACAAACAAUAUCUCCGGUCUUAAACGCUGUUACAAGGGAGAGACAGGAGCGAUCCUGGGCAAGGGAGACGUGAAGCUGCUCUCACAGAAAGCAGUUACCGAGCAGAGCUCCACCUACUCCUCAGGGAGGUCAUCCAAAGCUGUUGACGGAAACCUUAACGGUCGUUGGAGCGGCGGAUCCGUGUCCCACACACACUCACCAAAGGAAAGGAAAGGCAAGGUGCAAUACUGGAUGGUUAAGUUCGGAAAGGCGUACAGAAUCAACCUGGUUAUCAUCUACAACCGGCAGGAAUCCACUUCCAGUGAGCGUAUCAAUGGCGCGAAGGUGUUUGCUGGGUCCAAGGAAUGUGGUUCUGUCCGGUAUGUUCCGGGUCAUUACGUGUACUACAUAUCUUGUAACGGAGCCAAGUCAGACCACGUGAAGAUCACUCAAAACAACUACCUCCAACUUGCUGAGGUUCAAGUGUUCGGAGGAGACGGGGAGAUCAGUGGACUAGGACUUCUAUCCUACCGCAAACCCACCAAAUCUUCAUCUAUGGGAUGGGGAGGAAUCCCAUCUCGAGCUGUGGACGGAAACGUCGACGGCCACUACGCACACGGAACAUCAAUGCACACAAAACACGGCAAAGGACACGACAACUGGUGGCAGGUGGACCUGGAGGGACACUACCCAGUGUACCUGGUCCUACUUCACAACAGAUGGGACUGCUGCCAGGACCGCAUUGGUGGAGCCGAGGUCUACCUCGAUGACUACAAGUGUGGAUAUGUUUCGUACUACAGAGGAGUAGCUGUCUAUCCCAUCAACUGUGGUGGUAAGAACGGGCGAAUUGUGAAGGUGGUACAGAAGAACAACUUCCUGACACUGGCAGAGGUCCAAGUAUUUGGUACUGGAGGCCCAGGUCUGUCCGUGCCCAACUUCGGAACAGGAGACGUGAUGUUGUUGUCUCACGAGAAGAAGACUUCUCAGAACUCUGUUGGCUGGGGAGGUGUUCCCGGCCGUGCAGUGGACGGCAAGACUGAUGGUGACUACAGACACAAGUCAGUAUCUUGUUCGCAACACAACAAGAACAACUGGUGGUCGGUGGAUCUAGGCAAAGUGUAUGCAGUAAACAUGGUGGUGCUCUACAACAGAGAGGACUGCUGCCAAGACAGAAUAGACGGCGCUACUGUGUACGUCGACAAUUAUAAGUGUGGACAAAUAUUCUACGUUCCUAAAGUGAACAACUACUGGGUCUCUUGUGACGGUCACAAGGGCAGCACGGUCAAAGUAACUCUUGCUGAAGACUUCCUGCAGCUUGCUGAAGUGCAAGUAUUCGGUGGACCCGGAAGCGUGCCUGGACUUGGGCUACUCUCACACGGACGUCCGACCAAACAGAGCACUACAUGCUGUGGAGGAAAAUCUUCCUUAGCUGUGGACGGUAACACAAACGGAAACUGGAACAAGUACAAAACUACUCACACCGCUGGUAACAAGAACCAAUGGUGGGAGGUAGAUCUAGGUGAAGUCUAUCCAGUAUACUUGGUAGUUGUACACAUCCGCUCGGAUACUGCACUGCAGAAGAUUGAUGGGGCCGUUAUCAAGGUCGAGAAACAAGUCUGUGGAACCAUACAUUUCCUACCUGGUAUGAGUAUUUUCCCUAUCAACUGCAAGGGCCUUAAAGGAAAACAUGUCCGAAUUGAAAAACCUCAGCACUAUCUGAUGCUGGCUGAAGUACAAGUGUUUGGUACCGGGGGUCCAGGACCUAUCGGCUCCAACAUAGGAAGCAGCGACUACGGAAUGCUCCUGUCCCAGAACAAACAAUCCACUCAGUCCAGUAUGGGCCACGGUGGUCUGGCUAUGCGAGCUGUUGACGGAAACACUGAUCCUCAAUGGGGACACAAGUCCGUUUCCCACAGUGGUAAACCCAAAGAUAACUGGUGGAGAGUAAACCUCUACAAGGAUUAUCAUGUCAACAUGGUCGUCAUCUACAACCGUAGGGAGUCUCCAGAACGAAUCAACAACGCUGAGGUAUAUGUCGGAAACCAGAGAUGUGGUACAAUAAGGUUCAACCCAAAGGAGCUCUAUUAUGUAGUGCAUUGCGACGGCAAGAUAGGUAAAUACGUGAAGAUAGUUCAGAGAUACAGCUGGCUUCACAUGGCUGAAGUGCAGGUGUAUGGUGGUAGCAAGAGUGUCUCCGGAUUAGGAAUCUUGUCCGAGGGCAUGCCAACUAAAGCCAGCUCAGUUGGGAUAGAUAGGAAUAAGAAGCAAAUACCUGAGAGAGCUGUAGACGGUAAUGUUGACGGUGCCCCCGCCCACGGAAGCUGCUACGGCAGCAAGGGACCUAAGAACAACUGGUGGCAGGUGGAUCUUCAGAAGAGCUACCCUGUUUACACGAUCCUGGUCCACAAUAGAGUAGACCCGAAGAAGGGUGUCAAACGACAUAUAAACGGUGCUCAGGUAUACCUAGACACUAAACUGUGUGGAACGAUCCACUGGUACCCAGACCGGCAAGUGUAUCCUGUCAACUGUGACGGCACAUCUGGAAGGGUUAUCAAGGUCGUUCAGAACAACAACUUCCUCACUUUGGCUGAAGUGCAGGUCUUCGGAACAGGAGGACCUAAAGCUGGUGCAGGUUACAUGGGAGGAGGUGACGUACAGUUGCUAUCCUUCGGAGCUACGGCUACAUCGUCUUCAGUAGCUUAUGGAGGUCUUCCUGCUAGAGCCAUUGACGGUCGACCCAAUAGAAGAUGGAGCGACAAAUCUGUGAUGCACACAAAAAAUGUUCCAAACAACUGGUUGAAGAUUGAUGUCGGGGCUUCGACCCAUAUCAAUCUGGUAGUGGUUUACAACAGAGCUGAGCACGCUGAACGAAUCAACGGACUUGUCAUUAGUGUCAUCAACGGAAAGACAAAAACUAAAUGCGGUACCAUUAGCUACAACAAAUACCACUUGGCCUACUACAUUUCAUGUAACGGCGCAACUGGCAACGUAGUGGAGCUUCUCCAACCGAGGAAAGACUUCCUCCAGAUCGCAGAGGUAGAAGUGUUCGGUGGUCCCAACGCGGUCUCCGGACUUAACCUCCUGUCAUACUUCAAACCAACCUCCCAGUCCUCUACCGGGUGGAGCGGACACUCCUCCAGAGCUGUGGACGGUAACUUUGACGGUGUGUGGGGCCGAGGAAGUGUAACUCACUCCGCUUCUGGUACCCAGAAGGGCAAGGUUAACUGGUGGAAGGUGGACCUACUGGGAGUGUAUCCCGUAUAUAUGGUCAUCAUUCACAACAGGAUUGACGCUUGUUGUCGCGACCGGAUUGAUAAGGCUGAGGUUUACGUAGGUAAGAGACUGUGUGGCAGAGUAAAAUGGAUGCCUAAAAUCCAAGUGUACCCCAUCAAUUGUAGGGGAAUGCAAGGAAGUGAAGUGAAGAUAAUCCAGCGUCACGGUUACUUGGCACUGGCGGAGGUCCAAGUGCUUGGUACCGGAGGCCCUGACAUCUUCGUGUCUGGUUCAGGAAAUGUAAUGCUGCUCUCUGAAAACCGACCAGCCACCCAGUCAACUACUACUAAUGGCGGAGUUCCUUCACGAGCUAACGAUGGAAACCCAAGCGGUUACUGGAAUGAACACUCGAUAAGUCACACAAACCACAAAAAGAACCACUGGGAAGUAAACCUUGGAGACGAGCAUCACAUCAAUCUUGUGGUGGUGUACAACAGGGUUGAUACAGUCCAGGACCGCAUCAACGGAGCUGAGGUUUGGGCCGGGAAGAAGAAGUGUGGAACAAUCAACUAUAGGAAAAACGUAAACAGCUACGCUAUCAGCUGUCAAGGAGUACUAGCUAGCACAGUGCGAGUGUCUCACAAAAAAGGAUGCGUGUCCCUCGCCGAGGUACAAGUAUUUGGAGGAAAACAAGCUGUCAGCAACCUGAAUCUCCUCUCUUGGCACCAGAAAGCAACCCAAUCUUCUACUAAAAUUAACGGCGUUGCCAGCAGGGCAGUGGACGGUAACGCAGCAGGAGUAUGGAGUCACAACAGUGUGACACACACUCAGUUCAACAAAGACAACUGGUGGCAGGUGGAUCUUGGAGCUACCUACCCAGUAUACCUGGUCCUGGUCCACAACAGAAAGGAGGUUCCAGAUAGAAUUAACGGAGCGAAGGUUUAUCUUGAUAACCAGCUUUGUGGAAGUAUCUCAUACAUUCCAUACCGCAUGACUUACCCAAUUAACUGUGAUGGUAAGAAGGGAAGAAUUGUUAAGGUGGUGCAAGCACACAACACUUUGUCUCUGGCAGAGGUUAUGGUGUACGGAGUUGGAUAUCCAUUCGGUGGAAACGGUGGUGUCUGGGCAACCAACAUUGGAGGUUGGAAGAGAUCGUCAAUAACCAACGCGAAGGUAGAAAAGAUACCUGGAGGCAAAAUCAAACUCGGAAAUGUGUUCAUCAUCCGUGGAAAACACACAACUGAUAGCAAACAAUGGGUGUUUAACCUCAUGGGCUCUGGAAAAGACGUAAGUGCACAAAAAUGA
Molecule: messenger RNA, 8449 nt
Organism: Bolinopsis microptera
Lineage: Eukaryota; Metazoa; Ctenophora; Tentaculata; Lobata; Bolinopsidae
Exons: 29
Coding region: 851-8449 (2532 amino acids)
Biological process (GO): proteolysis
Cellular component (GO): extracellular region
Molecular function (GO): carbohydrate binding; protein binding
Source: RefSeq, a predicted model, not a curated record